Hippopotamus amphibius kiboko is the source of this 789-nucleotide messenger RNA. It is a transcript of the gene OLAH, whose product is annotated as oleoyl-ACP hydrolase. The transcript has 7 exons. The record is from RefSeq and is a predicted model, not a curated record. Gene Ontology annotation, biological process: lipid biosynthetic process. Bases 1 to 789 code for a protein of 262 amino acids. Lineage: Eukaryota; Metazoa; Chordata; Mammalia; Artiodactyla; Hippopotamidae.
AUGCAGACAUCUGUAUUUCAAAAGCAAACUAGGAAUAAAAAUGUUGUGAACUGCUUAUACCACAAUCGUGAUGCACUCUUUAGGCUGGUCUGUUUUCCCUGGGCAGGAGGCAACUCCUAUCAUUUUGCCAAAUGGGGCCAAAAUAUUUCCAGUUUGGUGGAAGUGCAUGCCAUAAGGCUUGCUGGGAGAGAAAGUCAGCUUCAAGAGCCUUUUCCAAAGGACAUCUACCAGGUGGUUGAUGAAGUCGUCUGCGCUCUGCUGCCGGUCCUCCAGGGUGAAAAUUUUGCAUUUUUUGGCCACAGUUUGGGAUCUUAUCUUGCCUUUAUGACUGCACUACACUUAAAAGAAAAAUGUAAGCUAGAACCGGUGCAUUUAUUCGUGUCAGGUGUAAAUCCUCCUCAUUCAAAGGCCCGAUAUUGUAUUCCCGAAGAAAGUUUGUCAGAAGAACAAAUUACCAGUCAACUAAAGAAACCUGGAGGCACUCCCAAGGAUUUUUUCGAAGACGACACAUGUUUACAAUUUCCCAGACUGUUGGCAGAUGUUUACCUUGGUAGUAAUUACAUCUUUGAUACACCCUCUGAGGUUCCUCUUUCUUGUGACUUAACAUGCUUUACUGGAUCUGAUGAUAUACCAGAGGAUUUUAAAGCCUGGGGAGAUGUAACCAGUGGAAGCUGUGAUACUCACGUGCUUCCAGGAAACCACUUUUAUCUUAUGGAACCUUCCAAUGAGAUCUUCAUCAAAAAUUACAUAACCAAGACUCUAGAAGCAUCAAUGAUUCACUACAUUUAG